Eimeria tenella is the source of this 300-nucleotide messenger RNA. RefSeq lists its product as uncharacterized. The coding region runs from base 1 to 300 and encodes 99 amino acids. The transcript is spliced from 2 exons. Lineage: Eukaryota; Apicomplexa; Conoidasida; Eucoccidiorida; Eimeriidae. The record is from RefSeq and is a predicted model, not a curated record.
AUGAAGGACAAAGCAGCAGCAGCAGCAGCAGCAGCAGACAGCAGCAGCAGCUUGGGCUCCGGCAGCGACAGCGAACAAAGCCUCGAAGACUUCCAAGACGCAGAGCUGCAUCCAGCAGCAAAGUCUUUGCUGCUGAAGUUUGAGUCCGAGGAAGACAGCUCGCUGCGGUGGGACCCUUUGGAAGCUGUGGAUGAAUUGGCUGUGCUGCGGGAAGCUUUCAAUUCGCUUCCUGCUGCUGCAGCGCAGCAGCUGCAGCAGGAGCUGGGCGCGGAGAAGCUGGGGGAGCUCGUGGGUCUUUAG